CCUGUUGGAGCGCUACUACGGCACCCACAUCUUGACGACAAUCGGCCCUUGCUUCGUUCUCACGGUCAUCGGCUACCUCACUCAGCUGUUUGGGUCCGAUAACUUUAGCGACCGCAUCAUGGUGACCCUCUCGUGCCUGAUCGUGGUGGCGUCCCUCUUCUCCCAGAUCGCUGCCACCACCCCUCCUUCGGUAACUCCCAAGGCCAUCGACAUCAUCUUCUUCUGCGUGAUAGUCCGGCUUUUCUUAAUCGUCCUGCACCACACCAUUCUCUACCUCCUCCAGAGAUAUGUGCGAAGGAAGGAGGAGGAAGCAGAGGCGCAGGAGAAGAAGGAGGAAGAGGAGGAGGUUCUGGCGGAGGUGAGGGAGGAGCCUGGCGAAGAUUGGGUUCCUGGGCCUGCAUACUACAAGCCCCCUAAAGUGUAUGCCAAUUCGUGGUUCGGAGAGGGCGUGCCUGCGAGACCCGCGACCGCACCGGACCGAAAGACCGUCGUGCCGAAACUGGAACAAGAGAGCGAGUUACAGAACAAAUUGAAGAACAAGAAUAAGAAGAUGACCUGCGACAAGGUGUUCAAUGUUCUUAGCAUUUCUUUUGGUGUUAUUCUUGACACUGCAUUCCUCCUUACUUUUACGUUUGUGAUGCAGGUCAACCACGAGGCGGUUUCAAAUAAACUUAAAAAUUGUUCUGGUUAAUGGUUCCAAGAUGAAGCUGUGCGUUGAUGUAACUUCUCUUGUAAUCCUAUGAUGUUACUCAUUUUAUUAACAUAUGAUUAACUACAAGUUUGAUCACUUUAAGGGUGGGUGAUAUACAACCAAUUUGAUAGGAUUAAUAAAUGUCUGAGUGGUGCAGGAAUAAAUCUUUCGUAAUUAAAUAUCACCCCAUUCAAAAACUAAAUCACUCAAGUUAAGAUGAUCGUAGUAUCUGUAGUAGUAUCCUAGUGUUCUUAAAUGUAUCUUGUCUCAUACAAGCCUUAUAAUUUAGUCUCAUUUCACUCAUAAUUUACUGUUGAGCUGGAGUUACGGAACUGAGCUACUAGUAAAUAUUUUCUAUGUAGAUCACAACGAACUCUACUUAUAAUACCACGAAAAUAGAGACUAACUCAAAAUUUCCACCUACAUUUCCUUGCACCAUAUAUAUAUACUUUUGUCCAUGAGUGUGCAAAGUGACUGUCUCCUUUUUGGAAGAAAAUCAAGAUAUAAGUAUUUAGUAGCAUUCCAUUGUCUUAUUUGCUGAGAAACAAUAAAUGGAUUUCAAAUACCA
This is a messenger RNA of Penaeus vannamei (Pacific white shrimp), 1259 nucleotides long. The record is from RefSeq and is a predicted model, not a curated record. Lineage: Eukaryota; Metazoa; Arthropoda; Malacostraca; Decapoda; Penaeidae.